AUGACUUUCCCAGCGCCCCGGAAUUCCAUAGACAGCUUCUCCCCCAGUUCGCCUCCAUAUCUUCGAAAUGAAUACCCUUAUCCUGGGCCGACUUCGAAUACUAGAUACAGGCCUCGGAGAGACUCUACCGCGAGUUCUAUACACUCAAUAGGAGGCUCGUUGAAUACAGCCCCGCGGUGGCAUGAUCUAAGCGAAUCUGGUCAGAAUGCUAUAUCUACUCUCCUCCAGCCACCCAUCGUCCGAACUGGCCUUCUCCCACACACGUCCGCUCCUGCAUCAAGUGCCCAUAAGCCACCCACCGCCCGAGACAUCCCACCUGUUGCCCUCACCAAUAUACCAUCGGUCGACCCCUCGGAGUUCGGGCCUUAUCUGUCGCAAGUUGGCGCCCUUUAUGAUGCGCUCCAGCGUGCAAAGGAAAACGAGGAAGAAGGCGGUACACAAUUAUUAAGGAAGGGCAGUAAGUUGGAUGAUUUUGCAGAUAUUCUCGACCCAGACCAACAGUUAUCAAGUCGCCCAAGUCUGUCUAAGAGGGGAUCCUUGGCCUCGCUGGCCUCAUCUAUUGAGGCACCAUAUUUGCCACGACGGAGGUCAAGUGGAGGAUUCGGAAAACGAGCAGCUCAUGCGCCUACACCCCUAUCAACUAUACCACCCGUAUAUUUCGAGGAAGACUUCCACUUAGAAAACCCGCGCACCUUUGAUGUCGUCAGUGAGCGUUCGGAAGUUGUGAGACCAAUACCCGGGGCGCCUGAUGAGCGCAAGGCUGCAAAUGGGAACGCAACAGGGCCACGGAAAGCCCUAGCAACAAAUGCAAUUCUCCAAGAAAAACUCUCAUGGUAUAUGGACACGAUUGAGGUCCAUCUUAUCUCAUCGAUAUCAACGGCCUCAACCUCCUUUUUUGCUGCAUUAGGCUCGCUUAGAGAGCUUCAUUCGGAGGCUGCUGAUUCUGUGGACCGGAUCAAAGCACUGCGGAAGGAGCUGAAUGAUUUAGACCAAGAAAUGGCUGUCGGCGGGCUUAACAUUGUCAACAAGAAGCGAAGGAGGGAAAACCUGCGCCAGUUAGGGGAUGCAGUUCGACAGUUGAAAUGCAUUGUAGAGGCUGUUGGUAGCUGCGAGUCUCUGAUUGAUGCUGGCGAGGUUGAGAAGGCAUUGGAUGCGAUCGAUGGUCUAGAGAGGCUUAUAGCGGGGGAAGCGCCAGAAAGCACAAUGGAAAAGGAUAUCAGACUUCGGGAUCUCAGAGGGGCAACCGCGUUACAAGGAGUUACAAAUGAUCUCGAUGCGCUACGGUAUCGCAUAGGGAAAGUUUUCGAAUCUAGAUUCCUUAACGCCCUGGUAGGCGAUUUACGGCGUCAUAUCGAAUCUGUUUCCACUCCUGAGACAUUACAGCGAUGGAACAAUGCGUCUCAGAGAUCAAGAGGGGCCCACAACCGUGAGCCAUCGGUAUAUCCCGCUUACUUGAUUUUGAGUGAAGACUUCAGGUCUGAGCUCCUAUCAAAUAUUAGUGGUCUCCAUCGUGCCCGAUACACACUACCUGCAACUUCUGCUUAUCGGGAUGCGGUGUUGCGAGAAGUGCGCAAUCUCAUCCGCCGGCCACUUCCGGCCUCCAAUGAUGAUGAUGCCGAUUCGAUGGUGUCGUCUUCCACAGUUGGCGGUAGACAUAAGUCACAGCAGGAGAAAUCAUCCAUUCUAGCACGCAAUUUAAGGGCGCUAGAUCCAGAUGAUGCCGAAGAGCUGCUGAAAACGAUAUAUAUUAGCGUCGGAGAGACCCUGAGGAGAUUAGGAACUCAAGUCAAGCAACUAUUAGACGUUACCAGCACCCUUGGCGGCCCUCUAACACAGGCAGGUAUGAAAUCACCUCCAAGGAGCCCAAACAUGGCUGCCAUUGAUGGCCGGAUGGGUGCGCCAGCAACAAAGGGCCCCGCGGAUCCAGAAAUUCAGGAACAGAUGCAUCAGGUCUUAGACAUGUCAAACCUUCUUGGGCAGGUUGUUGAUAUUGCACAAGACAAGAUAGUCAAGGUCUUGCGCGUGCGGUCUGAGCAAACCAUACACCUCCCCGUCGAGAGAUUCUUGCGCUACUUUACUUUGAAUCUUCUCUUCGCAAAUGAAUGCGAGGCGGUCUCUGGACGAAGCGGCACUGCGUUGAAGAAUGUUGUGAAUGGCCAUAUCAAAGACUUCAUACACCAACUCGCCGAAUCUGAACGACAAGCAUUGGCUACUGGGAUGGAAGCGGAUUUAUGGGCCGCAACCGACUUUACAGAAUCUGAUACUGAAGAGUUAUCACGUCUUCUUUCGGCAAGCACUCAUGAUCCAGAAGCCUGGACUGCGGGAAGUAAAAUAUGGCGUCCGCCAUCCCAAUCUAACACCCUAUCAAUCCCGGAAAUAUCUGCAAUUGCAAAGGAUGGUACAUCGGGAACCUCCACGCCCUCUGCAAACGCCUCCAAAGGUACCAGCCGUUCCGCAGUCAUUGAAGGUGAAUCCUUCCUUCUCCCCGUAUCCGCGAUCCUCUGUCUCCAUGGCCUCUCCUCCUUCCUAUACCUAAACACUGGCCUCCCAUCCAUGGCAUCGGAGAUUGCAAUACCAAUUCUAUCAUACCUUACGCUCUUCAACUCCCGCUGCACGCAACUCAUCCUCGGGGCUGGUGCCACUCUUUCAGCGGGGUUAAAGCGUAUCACAGCCAAACACCUCGCCCUUGCAGCACGAUCCCUAGCCUUUAUAGGUAGUCUAAUCCCUCAUAUUCGUGAGUUCAUUCGUCGCCACGCCGGGUCUGGCUCUGCAGUGUCGAAUUUGAUGGGUGAAUUCGACAAAGUGCGACGUGCAUACCUAGAGCAUCAGCAAUCUAUCUACGAUAAACUGGUCGACAUCAUGGCCGGGCGAGCAACUAUGCUUGCAAAAGCAAUGAAAGAGAUCAACUGGGAGGAAAAUAAGGAGGGUGUCAAUCUGUACAUGGAGACAUUGGCGAAAGAAACCAGCACAUUAAACCGCGCCCUUAACAAACAUCUUCCUGCUAUGAAUGUGCGGAUGGUUAUAGAACCGGUGUUUAAAAGCUAUAAAGAGCAGUGGGGAAAGGCAUUUGGAGAUGUGUCGUUGGCGAGCGAUGCCGCUCAAUCAAGGAUGCUGAGGGAUGCGGAAUACUUCAACACUAGGAUCGGUGGUCUGGAUGGUGCGGGCGAUACGGGAGUUGCUAUCAUUAAUCUAGUGAAGCAGAAGAGCGUUGCUAGACCGGCUGAAGCAGCGCCUCCUGAGUCAAAGGAAGAUGUGGUCACUAAUGGGGAAGUUUCCGCGAAUCCCGCUGAUCCGGAGACAGUAGAAAAGGAGGAUCAGGAGAAAGGCACCGAUGAGAAGAAGGCUUCAUAA
Venustampulla echinocandica is the source of this 3351-nucleotide messenger RNA. RefSeq lists its product as uncharacterized. Lineage: Eukaryota; Fungi; Ascomycota; Leotiomycetes; Helotiales; Pleuroascaceae. The transcript is spliced from 4 exons. The record is from RefSeq and is a predicted model, not a curated record. Gene Ontology annotation, molecular function: syntaxin binding. Gene Ontology annotation, biological process: retrograde transport, endosome to Golgi; Golgi to vacuole transport. Gene Ontology annotation, cellular component: GARP complex. Bases 1 to 3351 code for a protein of 1116 amino acids.